AUGGUCAACUCGGCCGGUCGCAAUGCCGACCUGUACCUCGAAGGUCUUCUCUUUAAGAACGCAUCCGUGACGCCGGCGCAAACGUCGUACCUCCGGUCCAAGCUUUCGGAAGCCUUCGAGUGGGGCAAGCCCGUCGGCGACUGCUCCGACGGCCUCACCACGAGCACACACCUCGCCAACGCCAUCGACAUUUGCGUCUCCAUGCCGCUCUUCCAGCAGUGCGACGCGCUGGCAAAGUCCGUGCCGCAGUACUUUAGCAACAUCCACAACGUACUCUCGGAGCGGCUGCUCGAAGACGGCGCCACCAGCUCCGUGCCUGGCAUUCUCGAGAAUGACAAGCUGACGACGCUCGCAACCGAGUUUGUCCACGUGAUGAAGGUCCGCACCUCGAUCACGCGCGAGUCCAACAAGAUUCGCUGCAAGGGAUACAACGCGACCACCGAGAUUCUGCUUCGGCCGUCGUCUGCUUGGACGAGCCAAUUGUCUUUCGCCGCCAUCGCGGUGCUCGUUUGGUUUUUUCCUCUAAUGUCCUAA
Saprolegnia parasitica CBS 223.65 is the source of this 534-nucleotide messenger RNA. RefSeq lists its product as hypothetical. The transcript has a single exon. NCBI's taxonomy places the organism in Eukaryota, Oomycota, Saprolegniomycetes, Saprolegniales, Saprolegniaceae. The record is from RefSeq and is a predicted model, not a curated record. Bases 1 to 534 code for a protein of 177 amino acids.